GGACCCUUGACCCUCAGACGGUCAACGCCAUGGUCCUGCCGCUGCUGCCCUGCAACAGCUUCAACCGCAACAUGGGAAAAAAGAAAUUCCACAAAUCUCAACAUUGGGGCUUUUGCAACAAUGUUAGGAUGCUGGUGAGUGAAGAUAAACCAGGAAUAGGUGGAAAACUGCUUCCCGGACAAAAGAUAAAGCCCAAAUAUAGUGUAUUUCCUAAAGGAAUGGGAAGUGACUCACCAUCCUGGGUGGCUUUUGAUAAACAGGUAUUAUCUUUUGAUGCCUAUUUAGAAGAUAAAGUGCCUGAUAAAAGUCAAGAAAACUAUAGAAUAAGACGCUAUAAAAUCUAUUUCUACCUUGAAGAUGACACAAUUCAAGUAAAUGAACCAGCAUUGAAAAAUAGCGGACUGCCUCAAGGAAUUUUUAUCCGGCGUCAUCGGAUUUCUCUCCCCCCUCCUGAUGAAGAUCGGUUUUAUACUGUGCAUCAUUUUAAUAUCAACAUAGACAUUGUCUUUUAUGGUCGGACGUUCAAGAUUUAUGACUGUGACACAUUCACAAAAAACUUUUUGAAGAAAAUAGGAGUCAAAUUAACGCCCCCGGGACAGUGCCCAGAAGAUCCUUACAUGAAGACAUGGAGGGAGAAGCUAGAGUCCAUGGAGCCCUUACGUCCCUAUGAGUCCUUCGACACUCUAAGACAGUUCCUCGACUAUGAUAGGAAGGUUUUGCGUUUCUUCUGCCUGUGGGAUGACUCAGGCUCAAUGUUUGGGGACCGUAGAGAACUCAUCCUGCAUUACUUUCUGUCUGAUGAUACCAUCGAAAUCAAAGAAGUACUGCCACGUAACUCAAGAAGAAAUGCUAUGUCAUUGUUCCUCCAGAGGAGAAAGCUACCUAAGUAUGGCCCCCCUGGAGUCUACCAACCAGGCCAGAUAACAGACCGGGCAGUUCUCAAUGUGUGUGGUGGCAUAUCAGAGAACCGAGUGUAUGGCUACCUGCCGGAUAAAUACAAGCUAGGAAAAGUAGACCAAGAGUUUUACAAAGAUACUGACCUGUCCAUAGGAACUACCAUCAACGUGUGGGGAAGGAAAGUGCUCCUUUGUGGCUGUGAUGAGUUCACGAAGGCUUAUUAUAAGACCAAAUAUGGACUUGAGAACUUUACCUCCAUUUCAUGCAAGGCCCCACCUCCUCCAAAAAUAGAAAGGAAAUUUCCACCUUACACCGGUUUUGGUUCUGAAGAGGAUUCUCUCCGCUCCUGCAUAGGCCUUGUGCCCACACCUCCUCAGAGGAACUUCAAGAAGUUCAUGGAAUAUGACAGCUAUGGCAACAUAAGCAAUAUACUCCGGUUUUUUGCAAAACUAAUCACACACAAAUGUGCUGACAUGGAAAGGAUGUUUGUUAUUUCAUAUUUUCUCAGUGAUGACACACUUUCAGUGUUUGAACCUAUAGAGAGGAAUUCAGGGCAUACUGGUGGGAUGUUCUUAAAAAGAAUUCGUGUUAAGAAGCCUGGACAAGCAGUCUUUAAAAGUGAACUCUCGGAAUACAUCAAGGCUGAGGAGCUGUAUGUUGGGGCCAAAGUGAACGUGAACGGCUACCUGUUUCUUCUGGUCAGUGCUGAUGAGUACACCUUAAACUACAUGGAGAGGAAUUCAGAUAAGUUUCCUAUGAGCAACAUUGAACUUGCCCUGCAAAAGAUAAAACAAGAAGAAUCAAAAUCCAGAAAGCUCAAGCAGGUGUUUACAGCUGCUGAUUGUAUGCACACGAAGAUGGUGGAUUAUAAUACAUUCAAAGAAAUAAUGAGUGUAACUGUCGGGAAACUCACAGACCAAGAAGUUAUAACCAUUGCGCGUCACUACCGGGUGCCUGAGGACCUGUGUCCAGAUUCGAAUGCCCUAAUUGCACAGGCCCGUGAACAGCUCAAGAAAAAUAAUUUUGAGAAUUUUGAAAGACUCAUUGCUACCUGUGUAUACCAAGAUCGAGAAAAGAAAAAAGUGUUACCCAGCAAAGACAUCAAAAGGCUGUGUAAGUCCUCCAGAUUACCUUUGAGUGCUGAUCUUCUAGGAUCCUUACUGUCCAGGUUUGAAGACAGUGAAAAACAAAUAAAUUAUGAGUCACUUUUCUGUGCCCUGAACUGGAGAGUGAAUCUGAUGCCCGAAUUGGAAGCAGUAUCGUAUGAUAAAGAGAGAUGUGAAGAUGAGUGGCUUGGAAUGCCAUCACCUAUUCCUGUGAAAUGCAUUCACUAUUUAAACCUUUUAAAGGAGGUGUUUGGCUUAGAGGAGUAACCAUGCAGUUUUGGUUAACUCCCUUUGAUUUCCUGAUUUCCUGCUCUAGUUUUGCCAAGUUUAUUUCAGUAGAUAUAAUUCCAUUAAAAACAAAAAAGAAACAAGGUUCAUAUUGAACUAAAACCCAUAUUCCAAAAUUAAUCUCCUUUUGUCAUUUCAGGUUUUCAGAAUAUCAUAUUAUAUUGCUGAUGUACCAGCACUAUUAGAAAUGCUAUUUAAAGAAACAUGGAGCAUUUUUAUUAUACGUAUGAUUUAUUAAUACCAAGAAUCUUAUGGUAAUUUUCUAUCUAACAUAAUUUGAUUCAUUACAACAGAAAAUGAUUUUUGACAGCUAUAUAUGAUAUAAAAUCAAAUUAUAUCAGAGCAAUAAGUUGUGAUUCUGUUAAACAUUUUUUGAAAUCUUUUUGACACAUGCUUAUUACUUAUAUAAUUAAACUUUGUAGCAACUCACCUUUUCACAAUAAUCCUUAAACCUCUGUAAAGGUAUUUAUUUUCUGAAAUUAGCAAAGCUAUGAGAAGAAAAAGACCCCCCCCCCAACACAUACACGCAGGAAAAAUUUGGGAGAGAAAUGAAAACAUAUGCAGUGUUUUUAAUGCUCUUUUAAUACCUGAAGUUAGCUUGUUAACUUAGGAAUACAUGCAUGUGUAUAUAAAUAUAGUAUGUAUUAUGUCUGAAAUAUUUAAGGAUGUGAAUGCUGAAAUCUUGAGAGGUCUUUUUUGGUUCAUUCUCCACAUAUACAUAACCUCUUAUCUCAGAGGUUUUAAUAUUCUAAGACGACAGCAUUUUUCCCUUCUACUUUUCUCUAGCCCUAGUUUUAUUUUUCUUCUAGAACUAUAUACAUUAUGAGUCUCCGCAGAACUUUUGUCAUGUAGUGUAUAUUCGAUUACAGCUCAUAACCAUGGACCUCUGGGAAUUCAGUGUGAGCAGUCUGUCUCAAUCUACCCCAUUCUUCAGUGUUGGGUGCUGUGUAUCAUUAAUCCAGUUGCCUGGUGUUCUCAGAGACAGUGGAAGCCUAUGGAGGAGGGUCUUCGACACUGACUUUCAGGGACUGCUCUGGGGGGAGGAAGAGGAACUGAUGACAUCUCAAGGGCCCCUUCUAUCUUCUUGUUCUUCCACUCCACAUUUGCAGCGUUUUGCCUAGAAAUGAGCUGGCUUCUUGGCACUCAGAUGUACCAAUUUGCUCGACAACAACAGCUCCUUCAUUUUUUAAAUUUGAAGUUUAUCAAUAAACCAUUUCUAUAUAUAAACCUAAGAUAAUUCUACAUGUGCCGUUGUUAAAAUAGAUCCCAUAGGAUUUUGCAACAAACUAGAAUACUCAAUUUAUAUACUAGAACCAUUUACCCAUAAAAUCUAAUUUUGACUUCUUGAUUUUUGUCCCAGGUUUUUUUUUUUUUUUUUUAAAGACAGCUGACAGUGCCAAGCCUUUUUGUCACUUUAAGAUUUUCCAUUCCCCAGAGAGCAAGCUUUUAGAAGAGUGACACUUUCCUGGAACUUUUCAGGCUGAUACAUUCGUCAGUUACCUAUUCAGCUCUUCAGUCAGUUGUCUUUCCCUCAAGAUUUUAAAUAUGUAGAUAAUUUAGCCCUGGUACAGGCUUGUAAUAUAGUUCAUUUGAGAAGUAGGAGGAGAAAACGAAAGGAAGCAAGCCAGUGAUUUGCUCCUGAGUUUGUAGGAUGACAACUGCUUGUUCUCUUGCAUAGAUGUGUGUCACUGCCCUGGUUAUUUACAGUACAAGCCCACAAUUAGCAAUUAAAUGGCCAUUAUAAGAAUCAUGCCAAUAAACAUGUUACAUUGCAGUCAUACAGACACUUUAAAUAAUGAUUCUUUUUAUAACUGAGCCAUAUACUGAAGGCGAUUUAUAAUUUAGAGAUAAUAUGCACAUUAGUAAAGUUUAUGACGCAAUAAACAGCUCCCACUAGUUAAUAAAUGCCAAAGCCAUAAAAACAAAGACUAUUAAUGUAAUAGAAUUUCUGUACCUCCCUCUUUUGCUGGUGGUCUCAAGACACUGAAGGGAAAUGCUAUCUUAGGAAAAACAUUUAUUCUCAUUAUGUAAAUAUCAAUGAAUUGUCUUACAAUCCAUCUGGAAAUCUCCCAGCCCCCACCUCCUUGGUCCCAGGUGGUCCUGAAAUGCUGAUGCAAUCUGCUUAGGUUUCAAGCAGUAGAUAACUCUGGUUUCCAGCACAAAUAAACCCUGUGACUCUAAUCUUUGGGGCAUGUGGGGAAGAUGGCUCUAAUUUCUGUCUCUCCUCUACCCUCUGAAAAAGAGAAAUCCCAACUAUUGCCGUUAUUCCAGAGCAAUAACUUUUAAAAGUUUCACUGCCUUUGCAUACACUUAGAUUUUUAGCUGCCUCUUCUCUUUCCUCUGAAAAAGAAAAACCCCAACUAUUGUCGUUGUCCCUGGAUAAUAAUUUUUAAAGAAGUUUCACAACCUUUGCAUACACUUAGAUUUUUAGCUGCCUCUUCUCUUUCCUCUGAAAAAAGAAAAACCUCAACUAUUGUCGUUGUCCCUGGAUAAUAAUUUUUAAAGAAGUUUCACAACCUUUGCAUAUACUUAUAUUUUUAACUGCUAAUAUUUCUCAUUUUGAUGGAAAAGCAGGUGCUGCCUGUGGAUGUCUGGGUGAGUUGAAGGUUAAUAUAGGCAAAUCUUUUGUACUAAGAACUAAUUGUUUUUUAGUAUUCCUAGAACCAUGGGAAUGGUUGAUAAAAGUCAUUUGAAAGCCCAAAUCAAGUCAUGUCUUUUCAUAAGAAACUGAUUAAAAGCUGUUGAAGUUCACAUUAAAUGGUUUGCUGAGUCAUUGUUAUAAAGUGUGGAUGUUGUCAGGCAGAUGAGUAGUGUUCAGUGUUUAUUUGCCU
Hippopotamus amphibius kiboko is the source of this 5122-nucleotide messenger RNA. It is a transcript of the gene EFHC2, whose product is annotated as EF-hand domain containing 2. Gene Ontology annotation, cellular component: microtubule. The transcript has 15 exons. The record is from RefSeq and is a predicted model, not a curated record. Bases 30 to 2270 code for a protein of 746 amino acids. Lineage: Eukaryota; Metazoa; Chordata; Mammalia; Artiodactyla; Hippopotamidae. Gene Ontology annotation, biological process: regulation of neuron projection development.